Messenger RNA from Olea europaea var. sylvestris, 2643 nucleotides. Its product is annotated as mitochondrial zinc maintenance protein 1, mitochondrial-like. The coding region runs from base 277 to 798 and encodes 173 amino acids. The transcript has 2 exons. NCBI's taxonomy places the organism in Eukaryota, Viridiplantae, Streptophyta, Magnoliopsida, Lamiales, Oleaceae. Gene Ontology annotation, biological process: mitochondrial respiratory chain complex III assembly. The record is from RefSeq and is a predicted model, not a curated record.
UGUUUCUGCAAUAGUAGAUAUUUUGGUACUCCAAUGUAGAAAAGAAACGAGGUGGUUCUUUAGAUUUGGUUAGAUAUGCAAAUUAUUGAGAGUAAAGCUGCACGAUUUGCUGCUGUUCGCCUGUUCUGUCUGUGCUUGUUUAUGACGGUAGUCGUGGUUGUCCUCGUCUCCAAUGUUCAAGUAUUUUUACCACUAGAAUGAAGGGAGGGAGAUUUUGCCCCUCAUAUAUGGCCUAGUGUUCUUCUCCGGUCUUCCAUUUACAAUGGUUGUAAAAUAAUGAGGAAAAGAGAAAAAAUGGCGAACGAAGUACUUGGUGCGUACAGAGCGGUGCUGAGAGCCACUCGGCAAACGUUUGCUGGCGAUACUCCCAUGCUCCUGGGGUGCACAGCCGAGGUCAGGAAGAAAUUCGAAGAGAACCGUCACGUGACUUCCCCCGCCGACCUACAGUGGCUACUUGAAGAGGCUCGUGAGGCCUCCCAAAUCAUCUCCACUAUGAUCGUCCAGGCUAAGCCCAAUGAACGUGGUGGUCACGGUAUUACUAAUCCUUUCUCAUUUCUGAGUCAUCUCAACUCUUUUCCCUUGAGUUUUGCUUAUUUUUCCAAUGUUUUUGUAUUUGUUGUUACUAUUCAUCAAUAUGCACGCCACUUGUUUGUUGUAUUGUCCAUGUUGGAUGCACAAAACCUAAUUAUACUAUUUACCUUUCUAGCAACCCCGGAUCAACCUAAUAUUUUCUUGUUAGGUUGCCCUUUUUCUUGGUCGAGAAAAAAAGAGAGACUUGAUAGUAGAAGCGUACUGUAAUCUUUACAUGGACAAAUGGAUCUAAAUCUAGUAUUGAGUGUGAACCACUCUAAAUUGAGUGUUUUCAAUUACUUUUCGUCUUCUAUUUCGUGUUAUUGUUGUUUUUCCGUAAUUAGAGUACCGUCUUCUAUUGUUGAUCCAUAAGAGUACCGGAUUUAGAUUCUUGAACUGUGCUUAGCGUUGCUGCUUUACUUUGUGUUUAGGUCCACAGUAGAUUUAAAUGUUUAAAUUUAUGUGUAAUUCUUCCAUAAGCAUUUUGAUGUGGGCUGAGAUAUUGACUUACCUACUCUUCUAGUUCUGUAAAAUGCCCCUAAGAGACUGGUUGAAUGCAGUAACUAUAUUGAUAUGGAAAAUCAUUGAAAUCAAAAUGAAAGAAAGGGUUGUUAAAUUAUAUCUGAUUCACAGUGAAUUACUGAAAUUAUCACAAAGGAUUACCAUUAUACAUAUGAGCUGCACCAAACUGUCUACAAAGUUUUCACCCAUCUAAGCAAGAAGGGAUGGAAUUGGAUAAUGGAAUCAUGAGAGACUUGCUUUGAAUAUGAUGUCAGUUAAUAGACCGAAAGGAACUUGGGGGGAUCAUUGAAUUAAAACCAUUCUUGGUGGUUUAUUUGCCUCAAUGGAGUUUGACAUCUAUUGAUUUGCAAAGAAAACUAUAAUGGAAAUGAGCUUACAUAUUUCAUGUACACAAGGAUUUUAAAACCAACAUGUUACUUCCCUAUCCUUCUCAACGAUGAACUUUUUGGUCCUGAUUUUUUCACCUGUCAUCUAAUAUUUGCGAACUAUGAAGAAAAUAAAGGAGAGGAACACUAAGAGGAAUAUCUCCAGAUUUACUUUUCAUUUCCCUCUUAGAAAUAAAUGAUCCGAAUAAUGACCCAAAUUUUAAAUUUCGGUUUCAACUAGAUGGAUAUCUUGGUGGCACUCAUUGAGGAUGGACCAAGGGAAUGAUGACACUUGUUGUCAGGGCAUGGUUUUCGUAGACUUAAAGAGGCCCCUAUACAUAGGACACGACUUUAAUAGUCUAUAAUCUAUUUAUUAGAAGGGAAAGGUAAAAUCCAAACUAACAGCGCUUGCUAUGGUUGCUAAGUGUAUGUGUAGAAUCAUCAAUGAAUCGAAUGAAGUGGCCAAAAAAAAGUUCACGCGGUAUACUUACAUUUUAUUGUGAACAAGCAUUUCAAUUUGGAGUAGAGUGCCUGGACUAAAUCACUUAUGCAUAGUGAUUGAUUGCUUUGCACCACUCCCAUGGUUUCGGCUUGAGUUGUGUGAAGUGAAGACAAUCAAUAGAUGCCUUACUGUUUUGCCUGCUUCGAUACUGCCUCAUUCCAGCACUAUAUCAUGGUUUCCGGCGAAUUGAUUAAUCUCGUCAGAUGGAUCCAUUUUAUUUGUAGGCUAAGUGAGAGAACAAAUACGGAUUCUAAAGGUUCGUCAACUUGGUUCAUCUGGAUAUGCUAUUUCAAUUUCUUAAAACUAUGAAAUGCGAAGGCACAUCCUAGUGGGCAAUAUUGUUUAUGUGAAUACUAUAGCUGUAUUAUUAGCUUGUCAUGUUUAUGACUACAUUUCACAUUGGUUAUGUGAACAGUAUAACUGUUCAACUUAUAAUGAUGACAAUUACAUUUUCAUGUGCGGGUAAAGAGCACGUGAGAGCUACAGUUGAAAUCCCUUCCGAAGAGAUUCUUAAGAAGACAAUGUGAGGAGAGAAAACAAUGGCAAUAAAUAAAUAAAUUAUAAUACACAAGCACUGUAAUCUGGCCUUUGUUAUGACUCUGGUUGAUCCUAUGAUUUUCAUUUUUAUUCCCUUUAUCAUGUGUGUUGCUUUAUGUAAAAUCAUCCUGCUAUUUGAAAUGUUUU